Molecule: messenger RNA, 435 nt
Organism: Botrytis byssoidea
Lineage: Eukaryota; Fungi; Ascomycota; Leotiomycetes; Helotiales; Sclerotiniaceae
Exons: 4
Coding region: 1-435 (144 amino acids)
Source: RefSeq, a predicted model, not a curated record
AUGCGUGCCACACUCACAUCCCUUAUCACUCUAUUUAUAAUUACACUUGCUGAAGCAUCCGUUACUUGCGUCAAGGUUGGGGCGACAGCCAAGGCCACAUGGACCAAUUCAGCUGGGAAGACUUGCACGUGGACAGGAACAGUAGGAGGCAACUUUGGAACUAAUACCGUCAACGCUGGAGACUACAGCUGCAAUGGAAGAUGUGGAGCAGGUUGCACUGGAACUGCCAUUGGCAAUUACUACACACAAGACUGCUGGAACCAUGACAUAUGCUCUUACUUCAACAAUGCCUCAGGUGGUGCAAGUGACGCUAAUUGUGGUUCGGCAUAUACUGCGGCAGAAGAUGACUACCUUCUUGGUGGAGUUGAUGGAUGUACUCAGACAAACCCCAGCAUCUCAGCCGUUGUACCUACCACGAAUCCUGUCUGUGCUUGA